Molecule: messenger RNA, 3223 nt
Organism: Castor canadensis (American beaver)
Lineage: Eukaryota; Metazoa; Chordata; Mammalia; Rodentia; Castoridae
Source: RefSeq, a predicted model, not a curated record
GCAAAUUUUAAGAGCCCCCGAAACGGAUCAUUAUAAAGAAGUGGUGACGGUGGCCUUUCGAAAAAUGUUAUUUUCCUUGGGUCCUUCUAAAAGUGCUAUUAUAACACGGGCAGCCCCUGGAAGUUCUCCCUGGAGCAGAAGGGGAACCUUCUCCCGAACUGGAAUUGAGGCGCGCUGCUAAGCCCGGUGCAGGCCUGUGUGCUGCCCCGCUCCCCGCCAUGGCCCUGUCGGGCCUGAAACCCUGUCUCCUGCUGCUGCUACAGCUGCUGCUGCCGCCUCCUGUGUCCUCUGCCUCCGACAAGCCCCGAGGCAGCAACCCUGUUAACCCAGAGAAAUUGUUGUUGAUCACUGUGGCCACCUCAGAGACAGAGGGAUACCAGCGUUUCUUGCAGUCUGCAGAGUAUUUCAACUACACUGUCCGCACCCUGGGCCUGGGACAUGAGUGGCGAGGGGGUGAUGUGGCUCGAACAGUUGGUGGAGGCCAGAAAGUCAGGUGGCUAAGGAAGGAAAUGGAGAAAUAUGCAGACCGGGAGGACAUGGUCAUCAUGUUUGUGGACAGCUAUGAUGUGAUUCUGGCUGGCAGCCCCUCCGAGCUACUGAAGAAGUUCGUCCAGAGUGGCAGCCGCCUGCUCUUCUCUGCAGAGGGCUUCUGCUGGCCUGACUGGGGACUAGCAGAGCAGUACCCUGAGGUGGGCACGGGGAAGCGCUUCCUCAACUCUGGUGGAUUCAUCGGCUUUGCCCCCACCAUCCACCAAAUUGUCCGCCAGUGGAAGUACAAGGAUGACGAUGAUGAUCAACUGUUCUACACGAGACUCUACCUAGACCCAGGGCUAAGGGAAAAACUCAGCCUUAAUCUGGAUCAUAAAUCUUGGAUCUUCCAGAACCUCAAUGGGGCUUUAGAUGAGGUGGUCUUAAAGUUUGAUCAGAAUCGUGUGCGAAUCCGGAAUGUGGCCUAUGAUACACUCCCUGUUGUGGUCCAUGGAAACGGUCCCACUAAGCUCCAGCUGAACUACCUGGGCAACUAUGUUCCCAAUGGCUGGACUCCCCAGGGAGGCUGUGGGUUUUGUGACCGGGACCGGAGGAUACUCCCGGGGGGGCAGCCUCCCCCCCGGGUGCUUCUAGCCGUGUUUGUGGAACAGCCCACCCCGUUCCUGCCUCGUUUCCUUCAGCGACUACUGCUCCUGGACUACCCCCCUGACAGAGUUGCCCUCUUCCUGCACAACAGUGAAGUGUACCAUGAGCCACACAUCGCUGACGCCUGGCCACAGCUCCAGGACCACUUCUCAACUGUGAAGCUGGUGGGACCAGAGGAGGCUCUGGGCUCGGGCGAAGCCAGGGACAUGGCCAUGGAUAGUUGCCGGCAAGACCCCGAGUGUGAAUUUUACUUCAGCCUGGACGCCGACGCCAUCCUCACCAACCUGCAGACUCUGCGCAUCCUUAUUGAACAGAACAGGAAGGUGAUUGCCCCCAUGCUGUCCCGUCAUGGCAAGCUGUGGUCCAACUUCUGGGGGGCCCUAAGCCCGGAUGAGUACUACGCCCGCUCCGAGGACUAUGUCGAGCUGGUGCAGCGGAAGCGAGUGGGUGUGUGGAAUGUGCCCUACAUAUCCCAGGCAUAUGUGAUCCGUGGAGCAACCCUGAGGACAGAACUGCCCCAGAAAGAGGUGUUCUCAGGAAGUGACACUGACCCAGACAUGGCCUUCUGUAGGAGCUUGCGGGACCGGGUGAGUGGUGGGCUAGCCUGGGGUGUGGGGCCAGGGGGCCUGAUGCUGGGAUAUUGGGGGAUAACCAUGUCAAGUCAUCUCUAUCCUUCUCACACACCCGUCCACCCCACACACCAGGGUAUCUUCCUCCACCUCAGCAAUCAGCACGAGUUUGGCCGGCUUCUGGCUACUUCCCGCUAUGAUACAGACCACCUGUACCCCGACCUCUGGCAGAUCUUCGACAACCCUGUUGACUGGAAGGAGCAGUACAUUCAUGAGAACUACAGCCGGGCGCUAGAUGGAGAGGGGCUGGUAGAACAGCCAUGCCCGGAUGUGUACUGGUUCCCACUGCUGUCAGAGCAAAUGUGUGACGAGCUGGUGGAAGAAAUGGAGAGCUAUGGCCAGUGGUCAGGAGGCCGGCAUGAGGACUCACGGUUGGCCGGUGGCUAUGAGAACGUGCCCACUGUGGACAUCCACAUGAAGCAGGUGGGCUAUGAGGACCAGUGGCUGCAGCUGCUGAGGACCUAUGUGGGGCCUAUGACCGAGAGCCUGUUCCCUGGCUACCACACUAAGACUCGGGCAGUAAUGAACUUUGUGGUCCGCUACCGGCCAGAUGAACAGCCCUCCCUGCGGCCACAUCACGAUUCAUCCACCUUCACUCUCAACGUUGCCCUCAACCACAAGGGCCUGGAUUAUGAGGGAGGUGGCUGCCGAUUCCUGCGCUACGACUGUGUGGUUUCAUCACCGAGGAAGGGCUGGGGGCUCCUGCACCCCGGUCGCCUCACCCACUACCACGAGGGGCUGCCUACAACUCGGGGCACUCGCUAUAUCAUGGUGUCCUUUGUCGACCCCUGAAACUCAACCACUCUGCCAAACAUUCCCUGCCAAUUGUGCCUUCUUGGGGCGCCCGGCCCCCCAUCCUUGGAGAAGGGGCUCUGUCCCAUCUCCUGCUUCUUGACUGUAUGUCCUAUGUGCCGGGGACUGAAAGUGUUGCCUCACCUCCACCCACAGCCCACUCAGGAAGCUCCUGGAAUCCCUGCCAUCCCUGCAGCCCCCAAGGAUUCAUGGGUAACAGGCUUCUGGGGGUUCCCAACAUGAUAAGUUAUUAAGGUUUCUCAGCCUCCCUCUCAGUAAAGGAGGGUUUGUAACUCAGGAGUCUCUGUAUCAUCUCUCACUUCCCUGUUGACCCCAGCCCACCUUCUGCCACCCAGAGUAGAGGGGAAACUGAUACGCUUCAGAAAGGAAGAGAGAGGAAGCAGAGUGUUAGGGUUGUGGGGACCUGGCAGCUUCCCCAGGUGCCACUUCUCACCCCUCGAGCUUCUCUCUUGUUUGAGCUGGGAACGUGUGAAACGGCAAGGAAGAAAUCAGGCUUAUUCCUGACCCUCUGCUCUCUUGGGGCAAAGCUGCAGGGACAGUGCUAGGGAAGGAAGUCCCAGUGAGGAAUGCCAGUGGAGCUUGCCUGUGGCAACUUGAACAAAAGUUUUAGUCAGGCAGGAUCGGGAGUGGGGAAUCUCUGGAGGGUG